Trichomonas vaginalis G3 is the source of this 564-nucleotide messenger RNA. RefSeq lists its product as uncharacterized. Lineage: Eukaryota; Parabasalia; Trichomonadida; Trichomonadidae. The coding region runs from base 1 to 564 and encodes 187 amino acids. The transcript has a single exon. The record is from RefSeq and is a predicted model, not a curated record.
AUGUUAUCCCAACCUCAGCCUAGGAAAAAAACAGUUAGGCAAUGUGGAAGAUUCUCCAUAGAAGUUAAUCCUCACGAGUCAGAUUGGAUAAAACUCACUUCCGAAGACCAUAACAACGAAAGAGCAAGUAACAUUGCAGAUCCAUUUCCAGACUACUCAAUCAACACAAAUCCCAUACAUUCAGCUCAGAUAAUCAUGCCACAGAUUGAUCUUUUGAAUUUCGAACCCCCUAAAAAUAACUAUCACCCACCUGAAUUUGAACCUCAGAACAAUCAGACUGGAAGGUCUUUAAUUGAUUUUCGUGAUUCAAUACAGAAUGUGAAGACCAAAUCACCAACCAAAUCUCCUAAAUUUACUAUUACAAUAGAACCUCGUCAAUCGCCUGAGAAAAAUACAUUUGAAAAGAUUCAGAUGCCUCAGGUCACCCAGACUUCUUAUUCGUAUAGCGGCUUUGUUCCUGCAAACGCUUUUGAUUUCAAUUCUUUAUUGGAUUUUGCUUCGAAUGUAUUCCCCCCAUUCCAGCAGCAAGGUCCUAUUGAGGUCAACGACUUGAUUGUCAUAUAA